Messenger RNA from Gloeophyllum trabeum ATCC 11539, 1607 nucleotides. RefSeq lists its product as uncharacterized. The transcript has a single exon. The record is from RefSeq and is a predicted model, not a curated record. Gene Ontology annotation, molecular function: protein binding. Bases 1 to 1440 code for a protein of 479 amino acids. Lineage: Eukaryota; Fungi; Basidiomycota; Agaricomycetes; Gloeophyllales; Gloeophyllaceae.
AUGGGCGGUCGAAUCAUACAGCCACAUCUUUACGAUACGCAGCGGGAUACGAGGCGCGGUAAAAAGACAGUGCCCACCCCGCCAAUCAACCGUCUGCCACCGGAGAUCCUGGCAGAACUCUUCGUAUCAUGCGCUGCCGUCCAUCCGUACGCACCAGCUACUAUCUCGCGCGUCUGCAAACGGUGGCGAGACAUUGUCUCGGACUGGCCACGCGUGUGGUACCAUCUGUUUCUGGAUGAAGAAGAGAGAGGGAUCAGGUCGUUGCAGAGACAAUGCGAACUCUGGGCGGCCCAUUCAUCACCGCUCACCUUCGACGUCGAGAUCAACAUGGCGCAUGUCGACGUGAUGCUCGCCGUUCUCUCUCCACUCAUACCGCAUAUAGCCCGAUGGCGCUCGUUCAAGGUCCAGGGCAACUGGAUAGAACACAUACAGAUGUCGAAUAUACCGGGCCGUACGGAGGACGAACCGCUGGCGUUGGAGAGAAUAGACAUAUUUAUUGAUGAAGACAUGAAGGACGAAGUAGCAAGGGCGCCCUUUCGACCUACCCGAGACACCUUCCAGUUCAUCGAGGGGCAGUUCUCGAUGCAGCUAUACAUGAGCACCCUGCCUGAACGUUAUUUCCUAGAGCCUAUGCAGGUCACCACUCUUAUCAUACAGGAUAAUUCCGACGUAAUCCACCCCGUCAAACUGCUCAAGCUCCUCACUGCUUUCCCCCAACUGCAAACGCUCCGAGUGGCCGGCUGGCCGCAGACCGAGAUGUAUGAUUACACCUCCGCGCCCGUGGUCUCUCUACCUCAUUUGGUCGAACUGGCUUUGCGGGGCCUGUUAUCUACUCGAGCCCUCCUUUCCCAUCUCCACGCACCCUCGCUCAGAGAACUCAACCUUGGUCUGCUCAAUGUCGACCAUCGGCUCUCCGACGAGUUUGACUAUGAAUCGGGCGAUAGCGAAGACGAGGCUCAAGAUUACUCCCAGUCGCCCUCGAGCGAUCACGCCACAGGCAUGGGCCUACGCAGCCUCAUCAGGCGCUGCAAUCCACCCCUCGAGCUACUCUAUAUGGAUUACGCGGAUAUGCGGACGAAGGACUUCCAAUGGUGCUUCGACCGCUUGCCGAAGCUGCAGAUUUUUGGAAUUGUCGCGUCCGACAUGUCUGACAAUGUGAUCAGACUGCUCGCGCCGUAUCGCGAGAGCGACGAAGGGGAGGGGGUGGAAAUGCGAUUGCGCUUGCCGUCAUUGAAGACUCUGGUCUUGCGCAAUUGUCAACGUCUAUCGGGGGAAGCGGUUGUGGAUACUCUAAGGUCACGCGUUCAAUACACGGACCAGCCUAGAUGGAAAGUCACUCUAUCCACUUUACAGCACGUCCAGAUUGCCAACUGCGACGGUGUGCGAGAUCCAUACAUACAGACAUUGCGGGACAUUCUAGGCCCGCGCUUGACACCUUAAUCUUUUUCUUUCGUGCGUCGCCUUACUUUCAGACGAUACUCUAGAUGUAUCAUGCUUAAUUAUCUUGGGCGCAGCCAUUUUGUAUCUCAUACCUGCUAUUGUACCAUCUUGUAUCGACUAUCUUGGACUAUACCCGCUGAAAUAACAAUGACCGUGGUCAGUACGGC